Molecule: messenger RNA, 1158 nt
Organism: Naegleria lovaniensis
Lineage: Eukaryota; Heterolobosea; Eutetramitea; Acrasida; Naegleriidae
Exons: 4
Coding region: 1-1158 (385 amino acids)
Biological process (GO): transport
Cellular component (GO): membrane; Golgi apparatus
Source: RefSeq, a predicted model, not a curated record
AUGAAGGUGAAUAUAACCACAAAAUCCUCUGCCGAUUCUUCCAAUCUUGUAUUUGUCAUGAUUCCGUUCAGUUUUUGGUUUGUGCUCAACUCGGCAAAAUGGGAUACUGAUGCAAUUUAUACACAGUAUUUAUGUGAUGUGCCUUCUUCAUUGAGAAUUCCAGUUACAUCACAAAAUAGCGAUGCCAUUCUAUCGUCACCCAGCAUAAUUGGAAAUGUUGGCAAUUUAGAAACGACAGAUCAGACGUUCUCCAUCUCGAAAUCUAUUGAAAUUGACUCGAGUACACAUUAUUCAUUUUUACUGCUAAAAUGUGAUCCUUACACUCCAAAGACAGAUAUUAAUGUCAAAGUUGAUUUACAGUUGAUUAAUCCAAAUGGACAACAUUUGAGCACACAAAAACAUCCUUAUAUUUUACUUUUCUUUGUUCUGAUGGUCGCUCAUGGUGGAUUACUAAUUUAUUUAUUAUUUUUCUUUUUGAAAAACAGGAGACAUAUUUACCGUCUUCAAAUACUUAUUGCCAUUGGACUUGUGUUACAGAUCAUCAGCUAUUCCUCUGUAUUUACAUAUUUUGAGUAUAUGAACGUUAUUGGGCAAAUAUCGGAUGCAUUGGAUAUUACUCUCUCGGUCAUUGGAGUAUUUGGAGAAACAUCAUUCCUAUUAAUAUUAUUUUUAUUAUCACUAGGAUAUUCAAUUACAGACGAAGGAAUGAAUCCUAAAGUCAGAUUAUUAUUUUCUGUCUGUUUUGUAGGAUAUUUGGGAUCAAGAUUACUUUAUGCAUUCUGCAAUGGAUCUUCUAUUUGCUAUAUUUUCUUCCUCUCGUUCAAAUUGCUCAAAUUUGUCAUAACUUUCGGAGCUAUUAUUGCAAUGAAUCAAACUAUUGACAAGCUUAGGAUUCAAUCAGCAGAACAGCAAUUUAGUAAUGAUAAUCAAAGCGAAGUGUUCAUCAAAAUGAAGAAGUAUAAAGCUUUUCGUUGGGCAUUUCUGCUUUAUCUAAUUGGACCUGUAAUUUCUCUGUUCAUACAAUAUACUGUGAUCACGUGGGUCAAUUAUUGGGUUUUGACGAUGGUCGAAGAAGCCUUGGUGUUUUAUAUCAAUUGUUUCAUUGUCAAAAACUUUUAUCCACAGCCUUUCAAUGUACCGAGAGCACAUCAGGACUAA